UCGGGCAGGGGGGGCGCGAAAUGGGCGCGAACGACUCCUUCGUGAACUUUGAACCGGGCCGGAUAUAACCUCAACUUUACUUUGACCUCAUUUCGCCUUUCAAUCAUUUCAGUUGCUCACGGUCUUUAAACUCGUUAUCAUACCACGUGCCACCAAAACAACUUAAACACUAUGCGUUGCUAAGCUACCGGCUUUGUCAUCAUGCUAAGCUAAAUUGCUAAAUAAAGACCUAACGUUUCACUUAAUCGAUUAACUUUAAAACGACUUUUUUCCCAAAAUAAAUCUUUAAAUCCUUCGAUUUUAUUUAUAUUUUAUUUUAUACCAAAUUUUCACAUGUUAACUCUUUCAGGGACAGCGGUCAUACAUUGGACAGCUAUUAGGCUCGAGCGUAUGACGUGGCACUCGCGAGGUUUCCGCCGCUAUCGCCAUUGUGGAAGAUAAACUGAGGCAUUUCAACACAGGUCGCUCUUUAAAAAUGGUUGGAAAUUAUUGUGCGGUAAAGAUUUGCAACAACCGAUCGAAUAGAAAAAGGAGAAUGUACAGCUCGACGGAACACCAUUGAGUUUCUUCCGGAUCCCUACAUGGAGAAAAGGCGAGGGAAAGCUCAUAUCUGAACUUACCAAACGUCGAAGAAUGGCAUGGGUGGCCUCGAUCAGAAGGAAGGGCAUAACGUUUGAUUCUCCAUUUACACACUGAGUUUGCUCUAUGCACUUCCACUCCGGUUCCGUGAGCAGCAAGUGUGACAAAACGGGAACAAAUUGCCACCUCUGCCCCCAAGGAUGCUCCAGGCGCAUUCGCAGACAGGUUCCCGAGGUUCCAUUGUGUUUCUGUUAUGGUCACAGCAGCCAGUGUUCUCCUCAGUCGACGUACAGUGUCCACACCAUCUCGUCGACCUUUGACCAUGGUACUGACGGAUGGAAGGCAGCGACUUCUCACGGCCUCACCCCGACAGAUGUCCACUCCCGCUGGUCCCCGAAGUACAAUGAUAUGGAAGUGAUCUCCAGAAACAGUCUGCCGGUUUACCUGUACGCACCAGCUUCUUACCUGGGCAACCAGUUGCUGAGUUACGGUCAAAAUUUGUCCUUCUCGCUGCGUCUGGACCGGGGCAUACGACACCCGUCCGUCAGCGAUGUCAUUCUGGAAGGUUCCGGUCAUCGGGUCUCGGCCUCGCUGGGCGACUUGCGCUCUAUCGUUCCCUGUGGACAGAAGCUCAACUACACUUUCAGGCUGGAUGAACAACCAGGCAGCAAAUGGCGCCCUAAGCUCACCCCAUUCCAGUUCCAGACGCUCCUCCAAAACCUGAGCGCCAUCAAGAUACGAGCCACCUUCGGAGACAGAGGCCGGGGUUACCUCGACAACGUCAAACUGGUGUCGGCGCAGCGUGGAGACGGCACCCCGGCCCACUGGGUGCGGACCUGUGUUUGUCCACAAGGAUACCAGGGAGACUUCUGCCAGCAAUGUUCAGCGGGUUUCAAAAGACGAAGGGUGGCCGACAGAGCGUUCAGCCCGUGUGAACCCUGCGCCUGCAGGGGUGGGGACUGCGACCCGCAAACAGGCGAUUGCUAUCCCGCGGAUGAGACACAGACGUGUUCAGAUGGGUUCUACUGGGACUUUUGGAGCCGAGCCUGUGCAAAGUGUCCCUGCCCUGAAGGAGUGUCCUGCUCACUCGUUCCUGGGUCGGCGCAACCGCAGUGUCACAUCUGUCCUCCCGGAACCACAGGUCUUCGCUGCGACGAGUGUCAAGAAGGUUUUCACGGUUCUCCCGGAGGCGGUGCUGGAGGGUGGCGGCCAUGCCAACCUUGCCAGUGUAAUGGCCACAUUGACGUCCGAGUGGCGGGUAGCUGUGAUCGAAUUAGCGGCGAAUGUCUGAAGUGUGUCAACAACACAAUGGGUCGCCGCUGUGAAGUAUGCUUGCCCAACUUUUAUCACCGCAGCCAGGAAGACGCCUGCAGACCGUGCGACUGCGACCGUCAGGGCUCUGAAUUCGCGCAGUGUGACGACGCCGGUCGUUGCCGCUGCAGACCGGGCUUCGAGGGUCCAAAGUGUCAGACGUCCCGAGAGUGUCCCGCUUGUUUCAACGCGGCCAAAGUCAAGGUGGAGGAGUUAGCUUUCAAACUUCAGCAGAUGGAAGCACAGAACUCCCAGCUUGGGGGUGGAGUCAAUAGUGGCAACAACGCGAACAUUGAGGCUGUGAUGAGUGCGGCCGAGGCGCUGGUGGAAGAUCUGGAGGACGACAUGAAGAAGCUGGCAGACCUAGAGAAGCGGGUACAGGACAGUCUCGCGUCCAUCAGCCGUACUCGACUGUCCGAAGAACAGGAUGUCCAGAACGUAGCCGAUGCGACCGGUGACAUCAAACGACGGCAGGAGACCUACCUGAACAAAGCAGAUCAGCUGCAGGAUUUGAUCGCGGACAUGAAAGUGAAACUGGACGAGGCCAAGACAGGUCUCCGAUCAGCUGAAUUUCCGGCAGGAGAUGCACCUUCCGGUCCUAAUCUUCUAUCCUCGUUGGCUCAGGCAGCAACAAGCUUGGCUGAUAAACAUAAGACAAAGGCGACGGCAGUGGAACGAAGUGCCAAUGAGGCUCUAGGCGACUCUGAGAAAAGUCUGGAACUGGUCCGGAAUCUGCUCAACAAGGGGAAAGAUGUCAAAGAUCUGAUCGGAGGGGUAAAAACCACAUACGAUGGAAUGGCAGCGCGUGUCAAGGGUUUGGAAAACCAGGCGCCCCGCGUGAGCGAAGAGGCCACGGAAGAGAGCAACAAGGCUAAUGACAUGCUGGAAGAAAUUAACAGGAUGGCCAAAGAGAUUCCGCCCGCUCUGACGAAGCAAACGGAUGCCAUGGGGGCCAAGCUGGACCUCCUGAGGAAAGCGGCGGACGAGAACGCAGCGGGCCUCACUGCGUUGCAGGAUGACAUUAGGCAGGAUACAGGAGACGCUCGGGACCUGCUGAAUCAAGGCAGGAAUGCCAUGAAGGACCUAGACACUCUGACGGGCCGAGUGGACGCCGCCCACGCCAACACCAAAGAGGCGCUGCAACGAAUCAACACCAAUACCAACAAGUUGGACAGCGCUCUCGGCACUCUGCGAGGCUUCGACCAACAGAUUGCGAGUAACAAAGCGCAGGCGGAUGCCGCUAUCAAGCGACUUCCCGCUAUCAACGCGACCGUUCAGCGAGCCGCCAAGAACAACGCGGACACGCAGGCGUUGCUGGACGCCGUGUCCGCCGACUCCAACGGGGCAAUGACGUCCAUCGACCAGCUGAAGAACCAGAUCCCUGGUUUGGAGCGAUCACUCGGGUCCAUUCCGCCUCUGGGAAAUGAAGUCACCAAAAUGAACGACGCCGCAAAGGAGCUCCUGGCACAGGCGGGCGACGUCGGCGCAGAUGUUUUAGGAGAAGUCGUGGACGCCAAGAAUCUUAAAGCGGAAGGUUUGCAGGCUGAAGAUGCGGCGAACGAGGCUCUUCGGAACGCUCAACGGGCCAGAGACACCGUGGGAAAGAUGCUGCAAGACAUUAACAGCAGGAUAGCUAACAUUGGCCAACCGGGCACAUUUGACCCGCGCCGCAUUCAGGAGCUGGAGGACUCGGUGGCGAAGGCCCGCGGGGACGUGGAGACGCUUCUGAAGCCUCGCCUCAGGGACGCAGCGGAACGUGAGGCGGCGCAGCGCCAGCAGCUGGCCAACCUGGACCGUGACAUUGACGCCAUUGUGGGGGAUGUCGCAAACCUAGAGGACAUCUUGAAGACGGUACCUGACGGAUGCUUCAACAGCCCACCCAUCGAGAAGGCCUGAGGAAAACCGAGUGCUCCCACGUUCCUUUGCAUUUCUUUUGCUUUUGUAGAAAAACAAACUGGCGGCCCGCCACAUCAAUUUGUGUGGCCUGCGAAAAUAAGUUAUGCACAUCACCUUCAGGUUUCUCAUCCCCCAAAAAAUGCAGUCAUUUUUUUGUAGUCUUCAGUGAACGCUCCAGGACGAGAGAAAUCCCAAAUUUACCACUUACCACUAUUUACUAUUUUUUCCUAUUUAACUCUUUGGCUGCCAUUGAUGGCAAUGGACUGGAAGCGAUUGAAUGAUGACAAAUUUGGACUAAAAAUUAACCAUUUUAUUGCAAGAAAAUGCACAUUUUAGAUCAGUAAUUCAUCAUUUUGGACCAAAAAUUAACCAUUUUGCAUGGAAAAUGAACCAUUUUAGACCAAAAAUGAUUACAAAAAAAUUGUACGUUUUUGACCAUUAAUUCAUUAUUUUGAAUUUAAAAUUAAUCACUAUGGAUGAAAAAUGAACAAUUUUGGAACAGAUAUGAACAAUUUUAGUGCAAAAAUGAACUACUUUGGACCAAAAACCAGAGUUGCUGUUAAGAUGAAAUUGUUUUUACCUUGAGCACAAUAAUUUUCGUCAAAUUAUCAUUGAAAACAGCUAAACUAAGGAAACUCAUCAAUAACCUUUCUAAUGCCUUUUAAUAUUAUUUAAUAAAUUAACUGGUUGUCUGCUGUUGAUGUUUGAAGACGUUCAUAACAAUUCGAAUGCAUCAGGAUUUAAUCCAAUGUUGACCACAAGGUAACUACCAAAAAUGUACAAUUCUGGACAAAAUAUUAAUCAUUUUGGAUGAAAAGAAAUGACAAUUUUCGGCCAAAACUUAAAAGACUUAAGACUAGAAAGUAUUUCUUUAAAUGAAACAUUAACCAAUUUAGACCAAAAAUAUUUUUUUUAACCAGUCAUGAACCAAUUUGGACCAAACAACCAUUUUGGUCCCAAAAAUGGCAAUUUUUGACCAAUAAUUCAUUUUAGACCAAAAACUACCUAUUAUGGACCAAAAAUGUACAAUUCUGGACAAAAUAUUAAUCAUUUUGGAUAAAAAGAAAUAACAAUUUUCAGCAAAACUUAAAAGACUUAAGACUAGAAAGGAUUUUUAAAAUGAAACAUUAACCAAUUUAGACCAAAAAUAUUUUUUUUAAACCAGACAUGAACCAAUUUGGACCAAACAACCAUAUUGGUCCCAAAAAUGGCUAUUUUUGACCAAUAAUUCAUUUUAGACCAAAAACUACCUAUUAUGGACCAAAAAUGUACAAUUCUGGACAAAAUAUGAAUCAUUUUGGAUAAAAAGAAAUGACAAUUUUCAGCCAAAACUUAAAAGACUUAAGACUAGAAAGGAUUUUUAAAAAUGAAACAUUAACCAAUUUAGACCAAAAAUAUUUUUUUAACCAGACAUGAACCAAUUUGGACCAAAACAAACAUUUUGGUCCCAAAAAUGGCAAUUUUUGACCAAUAAUUCUUCAUUUUAGACCAAAAACUACCUAUUAUGGACCAAAUAUUAACCAUUUUUGACCAAACAUUUACCAGUUUAAGACCAGUAAUUAAUCACUUUGGACCAAAAAAACAAACAAAAAACACAAUUCCUUGAACAAUUCUGGACCAAAUUGUAAUGAUUUAAUAAUUAUACAACUUCUAUAAUAAAGUGUACAUACACAUUUUUUGUCAUUUUGGAUAAUGGUGAGAUCAAUGUGAUCGGUGUGGUAUUUAAUAAAAGACAAAAAAUGUC
Messenger RNA from Corythoichthys intestinalis (scribbled pipefish), 5530 nucleotides. It is a transcript of the gene lamc2, whose product is annotated as laminin, gamma 2. Lineage: Eukaryota; Metazoa; Chordata; Actinopteri; Syngnathiformes; Syngnathidae. The record is from RefSeq and is a predicted model, not a curated record. Gene Ontology annotation, cellular component: basement membrane. Gene Ontology annotation, biological process: substrate adhesion-dependent cell spreading; tissue development; animal organ morphogenesis. Bases 706 to 3786 code for a protein of 1026 amino acids. The transcript is spliced from 20 exons.